Messenger RNA from Punica granatum (pomegranate), 8472 nucleotides. NCBI's taxonomy places the organism in Eukaryota, Viridiplantae, Streptophyta, Magnoliopsida, Myrtales, Lythraceae. The record is from RefSeq and is a predicted model, not a curated record.
UAUAUAUAUAUAAAUACUCGCGUGGAGAAGAAUCUCGAUCAGUUUCACCUUCUCGAGCUAAUUAUCUCAGAAGUAGAUUUACCUGAUGCUUGUGGACCAGGUAAAAUGACGGUUCCCGCGAAAAGUCUUCAAGUUUUCAUUUUUACGUUCAUGAAUGUGAACCAUUUUCUUGUCACAAUUUUUUUUAGAGAACACGUUGAUUAGAUCUCUGUUAAAGAACACAAUUUUUUUUUGGAUUGAUUAAUGUUCCUUUCAGUAACGUAUAUUUUAUUGUUUGCAAUUCAAACAAUCGAAUAACUGUCUUGAGUGCUCUGCUGUUUCCAACUCAUCAAGUUCAUGACGCUCUUUCCGUUGAUUAUUUCCCUGAAUGUUCAUGAAACGUUAAUUAAUGCUGUACUCGCUUUUAUAUUGGAUAAUUAUCAGCGUGAUUAGCCCCUUCACCCACUACUGAUUACAGCUAGAAUAAUGUUAGUGUUUGAUCCCAUUACGUAAUUUUAUCUGAAGCUGCGGAAGGCGGACUUAAUAAAUUAGUACUACCAGUGUGCAAGCUGAUCCGUUGUAUCAUGUAAUCCCAAAAUAGAAGCAACAAAAACAUUUGUAUAAGAAAAUUAUUUCAGAAUAAAUUUAUUAGCAAGGUCUUGACCUUUGCAAUUUAUAAUAAUGAAUAAUUUGGAGUUACGUGCAAGGGAUUAGCAAGCUAGCCUGCGUGAGAAUUUAAUUAUAGGACACAGUUUGGAAAAUGGGUCCAAUGCAGCUAUAUUCGCAUAUUGCUCUCUAAUAACUAAGUCCUUGCAUGUACUUCUCUUAUAGUGAAACGAUGAAAAGAAAAAAUGAUAAGGGUCAAAUAAAAAAUAACCGCAUAACAGCUUUUUUUCUUUGGGCAACAGCUCCUCCUGCGUACAUAAUAUACUAACUAGGAUUACAAAUCUUUCGGUAGUUUAUCUCCUAUAUAUAGAGAGAUUGACAAUAGAUAUAUAUGGAUAUAUCAAUACAUAUGAACACAUUGGAAACAUGCAUAUAUCUAUCUAUAUGUCUAUCUACCCAUAAGAUGCUUCCGCGAAAGGUGCGAUUCUCCCAUUAAUAAAAAUAUAUUAUUUCAAGAAAAAAUAAUACUAGUUACCUUAUUUAAUUUCAAACUUUGAAUCAUCUAUAUAUCUUCAACGAUUUCAACCGCGUUGUUGAUUUUCUCUUCCAUAAUUUGUACAUAUCUAUUCCUCUAUUUAUUUAUUUAUUUCGGUAUCUAUUAUAGUAUCCGGAAACUAUUAUAUAAAUGCUGACUUUCAAGUUGGGCCAGUCAAUUAAUGAGUAAAGCUCUCACAACGUAUAUUUUCCCCAUUCACAAUACUUGAAUCCGAUAUUUUACUUAAGGGGAACAAGCGUUAAAUCGCUUGAAUCAACUUACGUUCAUUUUCGUUUCUUUAUAACUAUCUAGAAGUGAUGGAAAAAUUCCGUAUCCAUAUGCAUGAACGUAUGAACACACAACUCGAAUUUUACGAAACAAUAAAAUUUACUUUCUCAUUUAAUCAAACAUUUCAUUCUUUUAUAUAUAUAUUAAAAGUAGAAAGUGAAUUUAUUAUAAGUUUUAUGCAUAGGACUGGCCGACGUUUAGCUUGUGUUUGGUUUUUGAGUUGGAUUAUGAUAUAACAUAAUUUAAUUUUGUGUAAUGAUUGUAAGUGUUUACAAGUAUAUUAAUGUGUGGGAAUAUAUAUCUAUAUAUAUAAGAAAGUAGAUAGUAAAUUUAUUAUUAAGAAAUUGAGUAUAAAAAUGAUUAGAAAAAAAAUGAGUGAGAGAUUAUUAUUAAAUGAUAGAAAAAAGAUAAAUAGUAAUGAUUAUAUUAUUAAAUUAAAAUAAUAGAGUUGAGUCGGGUAGAAUUGGAUUAUUAUUUGAAAAACAAAUGGCGAGGAGCAUUUACGUACUCUACCACCGAAUUAUUUUCGUAUGGAUAAUCAACUUGAUCUACAUUCCAACAUGUCAGACAUUUUCGGUACGGAUGCCCCAGCCGUCUAAAGUGACGACCUAAUUAAACCAGAUCAGCCAAUCGCAUUUACGAUAUCAUUUUGAUUAUUAAGUGCAAUUAUUAUUGAUAUAAUUCCUGGCAUCUAUAUCACUGACUCAUUAUAAACUAUUGUACUUUAAAUAAAAAAAAUACUGGAAUAAAGUAAAGCAACUCGAAGAUAAAUUAACUCACGUGCAAAUUUUCGUUAAAUAAAGUUUUUUUUUAGAGCACACGAUCUUCCUUAUUGUCCAGAAAAUUAAUUAAAAAUGUUUCAAUUUGCACGACUUGAUAUUCUAAAAUUUAAUGAGUACUAACUAAUUCAAAUUUGAGUAAUGUUGGUUUCUUAAAGAGUAAAACUCUUCCAAUGGUUAAUUUUCUCCAUUCACGAAGUCAUUAAAUUUUCACAUUUUGGAUAAUAUUUUUUUUAUAUGCAAUGGUAGGAAAAUAGAAGAGCAAGUGAAGAGGUAUGAGAUAUUUCACCAAUGAGAAUGAAAUAUAAUUUCAUUUUUGGUUAUUAACUUAGAAACUCACAAGUUUUAAUUCUUUUUUUUAUGAUCUAUCAAUUUUUAUUUUUAUUUUUUUAUCUGUAAAUUUACAAAAUUUCAUUAUAUUAUCACAUUUAUCACAUAGUUAGUUUCACGUGGAAGAUAAUAGUGAAUAUGACAAAAAAAAAAGAUACAAGAUGUCCGAAUGAUCAUCAAAUAUAUGUACGACAUGUAAGUGCGGUACAAUAUGGACUUAUGAGCUUGACACGUACAUACAUGCACCAUGUUGUAAUAAACUUGUGAGCUUGACGUACAUGUAAAUGCCUCUGUAAUAGACGUGAAUGGAAAGAAGUGAACAAUGCAAAAGUGGUUUCAUUUUCCAUUAUAAAGAGGCAUAAGCUUAGUCUAAUAAUAGAAAAAGUGAAAUGAACAUGCACAAAAGUCCCAUUAGUGAGUAUCAAAUUCGAGAAUUCUUAGUUUUGAUUUGCGACUUGUGCCACUAUAUUAAUCGGUAUUCCUCAAAUAUCGCUCCUAUCUAGCAUACCAGUAAUAGCAUAAGGGUAAUUAAUGCCUCAAUUGUCUAAUGACUUGAGGAUGCUAAGGCACCCAAUUAUAUAAAAGACUAGGGAUUAAUUAUAACUUAGAAAACCUAACAAUAGACAAAUUUUUCAGAGGGGCAAAGUACAUAUGCAUGCUUUUCAAAAUUUUUGGAGCCAAUUGGGAGCUAGUGUAGAUAGACAGACAGACAUCCAAAGCUAGUGUAACAUAGAAAAAAGGAGAAACAAAAAAAAAAUAAAAAAUUUUAAAAGACAGCGACCGGAGAAAAUCUCCACAUUCGUCCUCUGGACCCAUCAUGGGACGAAGAAUCACUAUAUAUAAUCUUUGUUAAUGUUAAUGUUAAUUGGGGUGAUGCUACUAUCGUUAGUAGCAAAAAUAAUUACCACGGUUUUUUUCUCCCGAGCCAUUAGAUCUCUUUACAUAAAAUUCAGGUCAUACAUGUGUUCAAAAUUUUUUUUACCUUAAGAUUCACCCCCUCACACUUUAAUUAUCGAUAUUUUCGAUCACGCAUCUUCUCAUCAAUGCUUGGUCUCACUCGCGAAUAAUCCGGAUCCGCUUCGAUAUUAAAUUGUAUAGAAGGGCAGUGCGAUAUAUCUGCUAAAUAUGUCUCCAUGUACCCAAAGAAGAAACAAGCACAUACAUAUAUAUACAUACACGUUUAUGUAUGCAUAUAUUUGAGCCAAUGUUUUGUUUCAUAUGUUGUCCGAGGAAGCUCCUGUUUCAUCUUUUUCUGUCCAUUUUUUGGCUGGUCGAAUUGGGUUUUUUCUGUUUUCUCUCUGUUUUUUUCUCUGCAAUUCGAUGAAGUUUUUCAAUUUGUGUUUUCUUGAGAACAUCAUCAUACGUCUUGCUUUGAUGUUGUGAUGAAUAUCGGAUUUCUCAACUUUGUCUCUAUGCCUCUCUCUUUCUCUGAAUUUUAGGAAUUUUCAAUUUUUGAGACUUAAUUUUCUUCUCAUCUCUUUUUUUUAAGUAAUUAAAUUAUUUUUUAUUUGAUUGAACCAAUAAAUUUUGAUUCGUUUUAAUAUCGAAGCGGAUCCGGCUCGAUCAUGUGCGAGAAUGAUCAGUGUCGAUGAGAAGAUGUGUGGUUGAAAAUAUCGAUAGUCAAAUUAUGAGAGGUGAAUCUUAAAGUGAAAAAAUCUUGAACACAUGUACUAUCAAGAUCUUACGUAAGGGGAUCUAAUAGUUAAAAUAAAAAUAAUCGCGACGGUUAUGGUAGUAGAAUCUCCAAUGUUAGUUGUAUGUCAAUCGUCCUAUCUGAAGUAGCUAUUAAAUUUUCUACCAAAAAAGAAAAGAAAAGAAAAGAAAAGAACUAGCUACUAAGUUCCAAGUACCAAAUAUGAGAAAUGCUAUAUAUAUCUUCUGGUCUAGUAAUGACAAAUUAUUUUCAAAGAGGGCACAUUUCUUUUAUCUUUUGGGCAAACUUUUUAAUGGAGAUAUGACAAGAAGUAUUAAUUUGAGGCUUGUUGAAAAGUAAGAUGGUGGGUGUUGACUGGUCAAUCAAUUUGUUAAUAGAAUAAAAUUUUGCGGAGGAAAAGUCUCGUUAACUAAUGAUAUCUUGAUGACUUCUAUAAAAUAUUUGAUACCGUUUAUGUCCAUGAUAGUUACGUAGUGAACUAAUAGCCCAUAACGCAUCAGAUGUUUUAGAAAUGAUUUAUAGAACUUUGAUUUCAGAAAAAAGAAUGAACUUAUAGAAUUACCACUAUACUUCUUCCUUAAAAUUUUCAUGUUGUACAGACAAACAUUCGAGUACUCGCAAUUUGUCCAUUCACAUUGAUCACUCCUCUGGAUAUUCUAGAAAGAAAUUUAACGCUGGCCCAUAAUUUAUCAUAAUAUAAUGUGAAAUUGAAUAAAUCUUUUCCUGAAUAAUAUAAUUUCAUAUUUUCCCGCAUAAUGUAUUCUUCGUCAAAGCUCUAUAUAAAUAAUAUAUAUAAGUAGGGAAAGCAAGUAUUUCGUAUUUUCGAAAUAGUUUUGGUUAACAUUCUGUACGAAACAAAUGCAUUUGAUAAAUGAUUACGAUUUCAUUAAUUUCUCAAUAUUAGUCGACCAUGCACUACUCAUUUUCUUUUUUAAUCCUUCAUAUUGCCUGUGAGUUUAGGCAAAGUUAGUUACUGAGCCGCUCAUUGUUUAAUUAAUUUGUUCCCCGUGCACUAAUUGCUAAUAGAACCAUAAGGGGUCACACGGAGCUUGCCCUCCACGUUUCCACAUUGUCGGCUAUUGUAAUUCCACAGUUUUGAUUUGGAAGAAAAUGUUGUCCUAAUUAUUAGCUGGUUUGAAACAAAGACUAAUCUGUUAAAUUUGAUCGAUAAAAUUUGAGACAGUUGACAUGAUAGUGUCAUAUCUUUGCAUCGUGCUUUAUGAUCAUAAAAGACUUUAUGCGAAACGCGCUUAUUCUCUCUCUCUAGAUAGUCCCGUUGACAAAAGUUGAACUUAAAAAUUCUUGAUUUACCGACAGAAAUUGAAUUUAAAAUCACUUCUUGUUUUUUUUUUAAUAAUCUGUACUUUGGUAUUCGAAAAUUGAAUUUGAAAUUCUUAAGGGACUGGCUUCCCUAGCUUUAGAACAAGUGAAGGCUGGAUUCCGUAUAUCAUCUCAACAUGAUCCAAUAAUUUGUACAAAAUCAACUAUUAUAUUAGCAAGAGAAAGCACACCCAGAUGGUCAGAUAUAUGUGCAACCUGCACGUACGGUACAAUAUGGAAUUAUGAGCUUGACACUCAAGAACUGACUCUAGCUAAUAAUCUGUAUCUAUAAGUUAUAGACAUGAAUAUAAAAAGGCGUGGAAUAGAUUAAACAAUACAAAUUCUUGUAUCUAUAAGUUAGAGACAUGAUUCCACUUUAUGUUUGAUUUCAUUCCAUGUAUACCAAUAAUAGCAUAAAGGGUAAUGCCUCAAUUUUUUUUAAUGCCUCAAUUUUCUAUUGACCUGAGGAUGGUUAGGCUCCCAAUCAUGGAAAAGAUUUAGAACAUGACUUUUUCUUUUCUUUUUUUUUCCUCCAAUGGUGAAGAAGUUUCUAUGGACCUAGUACGAAAAAAAGAAGAAGAAAUUUAACUCUAAAUCUAAGUAAAAUGUUACAAAUAUGCACAUUGUUGAGAAUCAAAUCUAAAAACCUCUUGAUAUUAUUAGGCGAUAGUGUGUAUCACUACACUAGGUCGACUUUCUAGAUGUAGAAGUACCUUACUUAAAAAGCCUGCUAAUGGUUAAAAUUUUCAAUGGGGCAUAGGACACAGGUUUGUACUUUUCAAAUGUUCUAGAGCCAAUUGCGUUCAAAGCUAGUGUUCGGGAGGACUUUUAAUUUUUUUGGAUUUAGGUAACAAAUUUCUUAUCCUUUUCAAAUUUUUAUGAUAAAUAUGGGUGGAGCAGGUGGAGGAAUAAUCAAUCACCAUCUUAUUAGAACUUCCUUAGAUCCUUCUCCCUAUAAAUACCUCCUUCAAUAAGAGCUUUGAGCAUCACAAAAGAGAAGGAAAUCGCAGCAAAAAAAAAAAAAAAAAAAGAGCAAAAGUAGUGUACAACAUUUUCCUGUUUAUGAGAAGAUCAAUGGGUGCUAAUAGAGGCCUGAUCUUUGCAUUCCUCUGUUUCGUGGUCUUGCAUGGGUGGGCUCUGUACUCCGCCGAGGCUGCUGUGCAUUACUACGACUUCAUUCUUGAGGAGAGCAAUUUUACUAGACUAUGUAGCAAUAAGAGCAUGCUAACGGUUAACGGAACCUUCCCGGGGCCAGUGAUUCGUGUUCAAAGAGGGGACACAGCGUACGUGAAUGUCCACAAUCAGGGAGAAUACGGUGUUACUAUUCACUGGCAUGGCGUAAAGCAGCCGAGAAACCCGUGGUACGAUGGACCUGAGAACAUUACACAGUGUCCAAUCCCUGCCGGCACCAACUUCACAUAUGAGGUCAUUUUCUCUGAUGAAGAAGGAACUCUGUGGUGGCACGCACACAGCGACUGGACCCGUGCAACUGUUCACGGAGCGAUUGUCAUCUCACCUCCCACCGGAACCGACUAUCCCUUCCCUAUCAAGCCCGACGCGGAGGAAGUAAUAAUACUAGGAUCUUGGUUUAAGGGAGACGUGAUGGGGAUAAUUGAGAAUGCGCUUGCCACGGGUGCUGCCCCGAACCUUUCUGAUGCCUUGACCAUUAAUGGGCAACCCGGGGAUCUAUACGAGUGCUCAAGGGACUCGACCUUUCGCUUGCUGGUUGAGUCUGGGAAGACCUACCUCCUCCGAAUAAUCAACGCCGUGAUGAAUGAGGAGAUGUUCUUUGGGAUCGCCGGGCACAACAUCACUGUUGUUGGAAUGGAUGGCGCGUACCUCAAGCCCGUUAGCGUCGAGCACAUCAUGAUAACUCCAGGCCAGACUAUGGACGUCCUGCUCACGGCGGACCAGACUCCAAGCCAUUAUUACAUGGCAGGGUCUCCUUUUGCCGAUAGUUUUGCCCCGUUCGACAGAUCCACCACGACUGCCAUCGUGCAGUACACCACCGGAAACUACACCCCGCCUCCUAUGCCAGCUUCCCCAUCACUUCCUGCUUAUAAUGACAGAGACGCAGCGGAGAACUAUAUGGGACUGCUCAGGAGCCUUGCAGACGAUGAGCAUCCGAUCAACGUCCCGAAGAAUGUCACCACGAGUCUGUACAUAACAGUUUCGGUGAAUCAGAUCGAUUGCAACGGUACAUGUGGUGGGCCGGAUGGGAACAGGUUUGCAGCCAGCUUGAACAACAUCAGCUUUGUGACCCCAAAUGUGGACAUUUUAGAAGCAUAUUACCAUAACCUGCCUGGUAUAUUCGAGAGGGACUUUCCCGCUGAGCCACCAUUUUACUUCAACUUCACUGGAGAUGUCGGGGAGAACACAUUAUACCCGAGCGUAGGAACCAAGGCUAGGUUGAUCGACUUCAACGAGACAGUUGAAAUUGUGUUCCAAGGGACUAAUGUGGCAAAUGCGGACAACCAUCCUCUGCACGUCCAUGGUUAUAGCUUCUAUCUCGUCGGCUUCGGACGGGGUAAUUUCAACAACGAAACUGACCCGAUUAAUAAUUACAAUCUCGAAGACCCGCCACUAGUGAACACCUUUGGCAUUCCUAAAAGCGGAUGGGUUGCGCUAAGAUUCGUCGCGGAUAAUCCAGGAGUGUGGUUUAUCCACUGCCACCUUGAGAGGCACUCGAGCUGGGGAAUGGACACCGUGCUUAUAGUGAAGAACGGUACGACGGGUGCAACCAGCAUGCGCACACGACCUAAUUAUAUGCCACCUUGUUCAGCCCCCUAGUUUCUGUCGCCGACAGAGUUAGGUGCUCUUUGAUUGUGCUACUACUAAUUUCCCCUAAUUUAAAUGUCAAAAUGAAGUCCUGUUCAAGUCCUUUAUUUUUUGAUGAAAUUAGUGCUUAAUGUAAUAAGUGAUUUCUUGCUCCACAGAUCGAAAGGAAAUAAAGUAUAUGAAAAGUUUUAAGUUAUUUGAUU